AUAUACAGUAUAUAGCCCAUGUAAUUUGCGUCGACAACAGACACAGCCACAGCAACAGCCAAAGCCAUGGUGAUAAGCAAACCCGAUUCGACGCCAAAUGGGGGGGCAGCGGCGGCGGCGUCGACAGCGGGGCCGGCUGCAGCCGCAGCAUCUGCUUGUCUGGACUCAGCCGCGAAUAGUAUGGCACAUCGAUCGGGCAUACCGCAGGAUCAAAUAGACAAUAUUAUGAGCAGCAUUGCCAACACGGGCAAUGUCAAAAUGAACAAUCAUCGCAAGAAGCUGCGUCAAAGAUUUGAUAUUAUUAAGAAAUUAGGUCAAGGCACUUACGGCAAAGUGCAGCUUGGUAUUAAUAAGGAAACGGGCCAGGAGGUGGCCAUUAAAACGAUAAAGAAAUGCAAAAUCGAGGCAGAGGCGGAUCUGGUGCGCAUUCGACGAGAGGUGCAAAUCAUGAGCUCAGUGCAGCAUCCCAACAUUAUCCACAUAUACGAAGUAUUUGAGAACCGCGAGAAAAUGGUGCUAGUUAUGGAGUUUGCCGCUGGCGGUGAGCUAUAUGACUACCUGUCAGAACGCAAGGUGCUCUGCGAGGAGGAGGCACGUCGCAUCUUUCGUCAGGUUGCAACGGCCGUCUACUAUUGUCACAAACACAAGAUUUGCCAUCGCGAUCUGAAGCUGGAAAACAUACUGCUUGAUGAACAGGGCAAUGCAAAGAUUGCCGACUUUGGUUUGUCGAAUGUGUUCGAUGAUCAGCGCCUGCUUGGCACCUUCUGCGGAUCACCGUUGUAUGCCUCGCCGGAGAUUGUGGAGGGUACACCGUACCAGGGACCCGAGGUGGACUGCUGGUCACUGGGCGUUCUGCUCUAUACUCUAGUCUACGGUUCCAUGCCCUUCGAUGGCUCCAACUUUAAAAGACUUGUCAAACAGAUCAGUCAGGGCGACUACUAUGAGCCGCGCAAGCCGUCGCGUGCCUCCACCCUCAUUCGGGACAUGCUGACGGUGUGUCCGCGGAAGCGAGCCACCAUCGAGCAGAUCUGUUCGCAUUGGUGGGUCAACGAGAAUGAUAAUGUCUCCUGUCUGGAUUUGGCCGAGGAUUUGGCCAAUCAGACACCAGUGCGCCUCGAUGUCCUCCUCUCGCUGACGCCGGUUGCCAUCACAGCGGAUCAGCUAGUGGUGCCAUCGGCAGAAGGUGCCGCAGCAGCAGCAGCGGCCAAUGAGCGUGUUCAACGCUCGCAUUCAGUGGGCUCCAUACGUGAUAUGGGUGCGCCCAACACGGAGGCAGAGCGUCGCAUUCUGGACAUGGUUGCUGCUGGCGGAGAGGCUGCACUGAUGCCAUCACCCACACGCACCAUAACGCCCGCCCAGAGUCCCGUGCAGACGAAGCGCAAACUGCAGCCGACUGUGUCCACGGAGAAUGCCGCCGGCACCACGGCCAAAAAGAAGGAGAAACCGGCAAACAAUGCAUCAUUUGUCAUUAGCGGCGAAGCCACAGUGCCAACAACCACAGCACCAUCAGUACCAUCAUCAUUGACUGCGCCCCAGGCAAUGGAAACUGAGAGCGUUCUCUCUGCUGAGGAGUCGCCAGCAUCGUCAUCUUAUUCGCCACAGGAUAUGCAACAAGUGGGCAAUCUUUGCGAGCAACUCAUUGGCGAACCUGUUGCGUCAACCACACCACCCGUCACUUCAGUGCCCCGUCAAGCGACACGCGCCAAACUGGACGCUGUGGCGGAAACGCCCGAAGAGAAGGAUGCCACCAAAGUGAUCAAAAAGUUUGUGAACAAACACAAGACCGCCGAUCUGGUGAACGCCAUCAAUGAGAGCACCACGAACAAGGCGGUCGCGACCACGCCCAGCAGCAAUACAACUGCAGUCGCGCAGCAGCCACCGCCCUUCAUUCGCAAGUGUAGCCUGCAGGACGAGUCCACGCUGAACAAAUUCAAUGCCGAGCGUCGCAAGUCACGCAUCCUGGAAACCGCGGAAAAGUUUCAACCACCGCCGCCAGUAACAGCGGCUGCCGCCGCUCCGGAGAAGCCGAAGAAGCUCAGCAUACCCGGCGUCAGUGUGGGCAGCUUUAAAAAGGAAUACGAGCGCAAGGCAACGAAUCCGACACCCGUGAGCGGACCGACGCCGGGCGAGCGUCGCGCCCAGGAGCAGGUGGCCGCCGCAGCAGCCGCUGCACAAGAGGCUGAGGCCCAAGAGGCCCUAAACACGCCACCAGCAUCACCCUCACCGGUGGCUGCGUCUGGCAACUUGGAGGGCAGCGAUUCCAAGAAUUCAGUAGCCUCCAUAUCACUGGACGAGGCGCGUCGCUCCAUGGAGAACUCAAUUGCGCUGCUGCGGCAGGCGCAGAACGAGUCCAGCAAAGAGCUGGACCAGCUGUGCGCCCAAACCGAGACGAUUGGCGUCAGUGAGCCAACGCCGGAGGAGCGCGAGCGUAAGUUGAAGAAUGCGCGCGCCAUUAUCGGAAAUGCCAUACAGCCGGUGAUACGCAGGCCAACACCAUUAUUUGGCAUCGGCAAUGGCUUUGGCAGCGGCGCUGGCGCUGGCGCCGGCGGGGUUGGGGGCGGUGUCUUUGCACCGAUGCGCACUGAAAGCAACAAUAAUUUCAUUGGCAACAUGAACAACAAUAACAACAACAACAACAGCAGCAACAGCAACAGCAGUAGUCCAAUCACUGCAUUGGCAGCCGCCAAGCAAACGAUACAGCAGCGUCUCUUUGCGGCCGGCUUACCGGGACCCACAAGACCAACAAUGCAACAGCAACAGCAGCAGGCACGAGCGGUCAUUUGGCAGCCGCAGGCCGCUUACAGCACUGCGAGCAUAUUCCAACCCAGCUGCAGUCCGUUCCGGCAGCUGCAGCAGCAGUAUCAGCAAAAAUGCCAGGAGUUAGCGCAGCAGCAGCCACGUUCAUUCAGCAAUGCGUUGUUUACGCCGCCGCCCUCGCCGCUGUACGCCCCCAGCCAUGCCCACGUCCAAGCCAGCAGCAACCACAACAACAGCAACAACAACAACAACAACAGCAACAACACGAUGCCUAUUAUCAAUUACAAUGUCAGCUCGCGCACGAGACCAUUUCAUAAUCAAGCUCAAGACACUCUCAAUAAUACAUCUGCCUUGCCUGCGGCUAUGUGGCUGAAAUCUUCACCGGGCGGCGAUGCUGGAGGAGCUGCAGGCGGUGCAGUUAAAACGUCGACUGCAUCGAUAACACUGAAGUCAGCGACGUUGCCGCGUCGCAAAAUCAAUGCCAAAUCCGAGGUGCAGCUGGACAUUAAACCACGCAUUGCGGAGCAGCCGCCGCAGCCGGCGAUGCGCUUCAGCACCGAGAUGCAGCAUCCUGUGGCCGAUUUGCGCAGUGCACCACCACGCGAAGGUCCCUUGCCGUACAGCCCCAUUAAGACGACGCUGCAGGCGCGAGCCACCAGUCUGGAGCCCAAAGAGCACAUCAUCACAAUACAGCGGCCGCCAACGCAACAAGCAUAUGGACGCACUAACUCCAACUCCACGACCACACGUUCCGGUUCGCUGUCACGUCAAUCCACUGCUGAUUCCGAGACAGAAUCAACAACCACCAUGCAAUCGCAAUCAACGAUUGCUGGCGGCCCGGGCAUCUCGCAACCGAUUAAGAAGAGUCCACGCGAAUUUAUCAUACCGAUUGCCGUGGAGGGUGGCGGCUUCAUAACGCCGCGUGAGCGCAGCAUUGAGCCAUCCGAGUCAAGUCACACAACUGCUUCCAGUCGCUCAACAUUCAGCCGACUACGUCCAUCGCAUCGCAUUGGUUCACUGCUCAGCGAGACCGGGUUCGAUGAGGGUUCGCCAUUCCAAACGAUGCGCACAGCUACGCGUGAUGGCGGCGACGAUGAGUCGCUAUUCACUCCGCACAGACUUAGAAGUUCGAGGCCUGUCAAGAAAAUUAGCCAGGAUAACGACUCGCAGAGCUCUGGCGAGGAGGAUGACGAUGAUGGCUUUGAGAUACUUACUGCGGAGAACCUAUUUUCAACUUUACUGCAACGCGUGCGUGCGCUUACGAAUCGGAUGAACGUAAACAGUGAACUGACAGCCGGCUUUCCCAGUCAUUCUAGUCGUCUGCUAACGGAUAUUUCGAGGCAGGCACAAGGUCACCGGCCAUUCUGGGGUCAGAGCAGUCCCUUCGGCAGUGAGCAUAGGUCGCAAGUCAGCUAUAGCUAUACUCAAACGGUAGAAAAGAAGCAAGUUCGCCUGAACAGCGCGAGCAAUAGCAGCGGUCUUGGUGCGCCCUGGCGUCACAGCAUGUCCCGGGAUCUGGGCAGCGAUAUGGAGUCGAUGUUCUCGCGCACGGGCGCCACGCUGCCAAGAGGCCACAACGCAAAGGGUUUAAAUGCGAGCAGCAAGCCUCGAUCAGCGGCCAGCAACGGUGAGGAGAAUGAAGAUAGCCAAAAACCAGUGAAUGCAACAAAUGCCACAGAUGCCAGUGGUGAGGAGCCAUUGGAUCUGGCCGAUUUGGAUUUGUCGCGUUUGCGGCUGAGCAAAAAGGAUCUCGAAACGCUGUCGAGCAUCACACCUGGUCUGCCCAAAUGCUUUCAGGAGCAACUGUUAGCCAAGCUCCCGCCCACACAGGCGCGCAAAUUAUCCCGGACACUAAGCGUCCAAAAUGGUGCGACAAGCACAACCACACCCUCUAUCAAGGUGUACAAGCGCAGCCAGAGCAGCGGACGUGGCUAUCUGCCUGAGCAGCCAGAGGAGGAUAGCAAACCGAAACCACUAACGGAUGCGCCCAAGACGACAGCGGCCAGCACGGCCAUCUAUCGACGCAGUCUGAGUAGGGCGCCCAGCCAGGGACCACAGGGAACGCAGGAAGCGGCCAGUGCCACCACCAAAAGUCGCAGCAGCAGCGUCUGUCGGGAUGAGCAUGGCAAAUCGUCGUUGUGCAGCAGCAGCUACACCAGUGACAUCAAUGACAAGUACAAAUAUUAUUCGCCAUAUUUGAGCAAGUCCAGCAAUGCGACGACAACGCUGACGAAGGAGGUGCCGGAAAAGCGUUAUAGCGCUGCAUUGGGGCGUCCACCGAGUGGCUACCUAUCGCCGCCGCCACAGGCACCCGGUGGUGCCACCGUCACCGAUGGCAGCAGCUCCCUGCGUGGACGCUCCUCGCAGCGCCGAAUCUCACGCUUUCUGCGGCCCGACUUCUUCGACGAGCCACGCGAGCGCGACUCUCAAAGUGUGCUGCACGAGAUACGCGAAAAGUCCAGCGAUCGUAUAGAGUCAACGGAUCUGCGCCAUCGCAAGCACAGCCUGCCCAAUGUGGAAUCCGAGGCGGAGGCCAGCCAAACAACGAACAGGCAUGCCCGCAACAAGAGCAUGGAACAGUUUACUGACGCCGACACUGUCACAGAGCCACAGCAGCCACCACCUGAGAAGCGACGCAGCCAGUCGCGUUCCCGUGAACUGGAAACGGAGCUGGACAAGCACGAAUUGGCGAACAAGAUACUACAAGAGCUGCAGCUUCUAUCCGCAGUGCGUACCCAGACCGAGCAGACAGCUGCUGAAACUCCCAGAGUUGACAGAUCCGAAGAGACGUCCACCAUCAAAAAAUUAAAGAAGACAAAGUCCAAGGAGAAGAGCGCGGAGCCAAUUAACGAAAUAGAGGCCAGCAAAUCAAUCGCAACCACAACGACUACAUCAACGACGCUCGUGCGAAAAAUCAAAAAGAUUGCCAAAAAAUCAACGGAUGAAACUGCAACACAGCAACCACAGCCUGAAAUCCAAUCCACUGAUGUGCCCGCAUCGAAGGAGACUAAACUGAAACGCCCCAAAUCCUAUCCCAUGAAGGAUCUAAGUCUGAGUCUUAAGGCCAAUGCGGAAUUGCCUUUGGCCGAGCCAACAAUUACGGCACUGCCCAGUAAGUUGCCCAGCAAGUUACCUAUAGCAGGAAUAGAAGCGUCUGUUGAUGGAGCACCCAGGGAAAGCCGUCUGAUGCGUCCCAAAAGCUAUCCGGCCACCAAGCUGACUAUGCCCAAGGAUGUCCGAAAGGUUACGCGCAGCGGUGCAGCAAUACCCAAUAUUUCAGAGACUCCACUGCCUACCGCCACUGCAUUAAGCUCCAAGUCCACUUCAGAGGAGAAGUCACUAUCGGUCACGCCCACUGGAACAACAGCCACGGUCACGGAUAAGGACACCAACUCGUCAUCGACAGAGUCGCGACCAACGACAAUUAAGAAAUUGAUCAAAGUCUCCAAGAAAUCAAAGCUGGUGCCUCCCACACCCGUCACCCCAUCCACGCCAACAACAACAACGACAACCACGCCAGCGGACAGCUCAAAGGAGUCGAGUCCUGUGAUUAAAUCAAAGGAGAAAUCACCAGAAAAGAAACCCAGCAAGGGCCUCCUCUAUGCCAUUGGCCAAAAGUUCGAGAGGCUGCGCGACUCUGCAAUGAGCAAAGAGAAGAAGACAAGCAGCCCAAGUUCAACAGCCCUCGCCUGCACACAGAAGCAAGGUUCGCCCGAGGAGCGCAGCUCCCCGGAGAAGUCAAUUGGCACGCUGCAGCGCAAGAAGAAGACCCAGGAGCCAGUGGAAGCGACGGCCACAACAGAGGAUAAGCGUGUCGAUAAGCGAUCCCGUUUCGACAGCAUGCUACGCUCGCUGCGUGAACGAUCCGUGCCACGCACACAGCCCGCCUCCGCAGCGAGUGUCAGUCCCAAGCGAUCAGCCAGCGUUGAGGAGCUGCACGCUGCAAGCGGCAGCAACAGCAGCGGUGGCAAACAAAGUGGUACGGUUAACAAAAUGCUGGGCGGUCUGUUGCGACGCUUCGAUCGGGAGAGCAGCGAACAGAGACGCGUGCGCAGCACACGUUCCACCAGCAACAUUGAGCGACAGGUGCGCGAGGAACCGGAUGCCUCGCUGCCCACAUCACCCAUCUACCAGAACGUGGUGGCCAAAACGAAAGUAACCGCUGAGGUUAAUUGCAACUGUGAGACGAUCUGUCCGGACUGCAUACAGAAUCGGGGAGCAACAGCAUCGGCGAGCACAGCAGCAAGUACAACGACGACAACGACGACUCCGACGAUGACGACGACGCUGCAAAGCAACAAGGAGAAGCGGAAGGGUCUCAUGCUCGAUCUGAGCAAUGCGACAAGCGGAGCAACUGGAGCGAGCACUGCAACAACAACCACAACCAAUACUAGUGGCAACUAUCGGGGGGCCAAAACCAAUCCCGCUCUGCCUAAUGGCAAUGGUUUGUAUUCGAAUUUGCCGCCAUAUCCGGGCGCGGUGAAGAGCGCCUCGUCAAACAACAGCUCGAGUCAGCAGUCAGUGGAUAAUGCCACCAACAACAACUCCAUCAAUACCAACAACAACUGCAGCUCACAGACGUCGGGCUACCGCACCUCGUCGGCGCAUGAGAUCAAUCGGAAUAAUCUGCUGACGCCAUCGUUUGAGAACAUUGCCAACUAUUCGUCGGAUUCGCGCAGCUAUCAGGACGACUGCGCUUCAACUUCGACGUUUAUGUCGCCCACCGAGGAGCCGGAGUUGUACUUUGACAAUUGGUCCAUUUGCUCCGAGGAUAACUAUAUGUUGCAUGCAACGCCAUCGCCGACAGUGUCGCGUCUCUCACGCGCCUCCCAACUCUCCUCGCCCACACGCUGCUCGGAGAGCUCCGAUCCCAAUGAGAGUGUCAUCGAUCGCAUCAAGCGUCGCAGUUUCUACAGUCGUUUCAAUGAGCAGAAGCCUCGACGCACCAGCAGCAUUGUGGGUCCCUCGGCAGUGCGCGAUUAUUAUCGGGAGCAGCAGGCCGCUGUGAAAGCGCGCUCCAGCCAGAAGUUGCAUGCCCCCGAGGUGGAGACGCGCGCCCAUUCGCCAGACAUUGCACAGCAGUUCUUCAGGCCACUCAAGUUGAGUCCCGUCGGCACCGAGCUGAAGCCGCCCGUCUAUCGCUCGCCGUUGGACUAUUCCACAACGUCGUCGGCGGGUGCGACAAGCAAGCCACGCAAGAGCCUCAAUGACAUUCGCAACACAUCGCCCUCGUUCCUAAGCUCUAAGCGCUAUGAGACUCACGAUUACAGCUCGGUGCCCAUGCGCUACAAGAGCUCCUCCAGCUCGAGUCCAAGCAAUGGUGCCGUUGGCGGCAUCAAUAGCUACUACAGCACAUACAAUCCCAAGCGUCGCUCCUCCUACACGCUAAACGGCAACGGGCAUCUGGCAUCGGGUAGCGCUAGUAGUCAUCAUCAUAGCACUGCCGUCAGUAGUCAUUUGGAUGGCUAUGCGACUUUGGGUCGUCGCUCCAUUCGACCAUAUGAUCAUCGCACCAUGUCACUGCUGGAGCCGCCAACCAGCGCCGGCACAAGCAGCAGCAGUGCCGGUGGCAGCUACCACAGACGUGAGGCACGCACCCCGGCACGUGACUACACCUCGAGCGUUUCGCGCUCUGGAUCGCGUUAUCGUACCUCGUCGGCAACGCGCAGUCCGACAAACAUUUGAUGUUCCACACCGCAGAAUGGUUUCUGCAUCUUCUGCUACUACUCCAAGCGAAAAAAGGCGGACCAUGCCGCGGCUACUGGGAAGACGCCGCCAAACACAACUGCCUCCUCGUCGGCCUCGGCUUCAUCCUCGCGUGCCAGCAGUGGCGGCAUCAAGAAGCUGUUGCAACCCGCACAAACACCCCAUCAUAAUCAGCAUAGGUUCUAGGCGAUUGUAGUACUUAAUGCUGCCAAAUUUUAGACACAACCAAAUUAUAGAAUGAAGCCCACUUUGAGUGCACCCAUUUUAGGCCUAACUAAUUUUUGAUAUUUUUUUAUAUAGCCAAAGUUAAAAUUUAGUGCAGGCUGCCUUGCAGCUCUGCUUCUAGUUGUCCCAGUAACUAAAUCAGACACAUAUUGUACUUAGCGAUGUUUCAGAAAAGAAAGAAAAAAUCAAAAACAAAACAAGUAUAAAAAAUAAACCGUAGUUCAAUAAUGCAUAAUGGUAUUGGUUUAAAAAUCCAAUGGCGACCUUAAAAAGCCGACUAUUAUUGCCAUAUACGAUUUUCAAAUGAUUGUGCCUUGGUUCCUUCGGCGUUUUUAGAUUUAGCCCUAGAUAUAAAGUUGAUUUAAUUCGUAAGCAGGGGAAAGUAACAUAAACAGAUAGUUGAGAAAAGUUAGUUUUUUAACAGAUGUUUCAGAAAUAUUUUAUAUGCUAUUUUUAAGAGCCUCGCGCCAAAAAAAUGCGUUAAAAUUUUAUCAAUAAUUUUAACUACAAUUUUUUUUGCAAAUACAGAACUGAAUGAUUAUUUGAGAUUUUAAGAGUGUUGCGAUGAUAAUGAAGCUUUCUUUCGUUAACUAGGACUAUUGAUGUUAUUGCAAAAUAAUAGAAGAUAUGUACGUGUAGGAAUAACGUGAGCGAAAGAUUCGAAUGUAGCGAAAACAAUAAGCGAAUUUAAAAUCUAGUGGGUAGAAUAUUUCAAGUUUGAAAAUGUAAUAAAGCAUGAGAAUACAAAACAUUUUUUAAAAAUCAAUAAACACCAAUUACAAAUACAAUCUCU
Molecule: messenger RNA, 9481 nt
Organism: Drosophila grimshawi
Lineage: Eukaryota; Metazoa; Arthropoda; Insecta; Diptera; Drosophilidae
Gene: Nuak1
Product: serine/threonine-protein kinase par-1
Exons: 16
Coding region: 67-8442 (2791 amino acids)
Biological process (GO): intracellular signal transduction; protein phosphorylation; microtubule cytoskeleton organization
Cellular component (GO): cytoplasm
Molecular function (GO): structural molecule activity; tau-protein kinase activity; protein serine/threonine kinase activity
Source: RefSeq, a predicted model, not a curated record